This is a messenger RNA of Podarcis lilfordi (Lilford's wall lizard), 21058 nucleotides long. Lineage: Eukaryota; Metazoa; Chordata; Lepidosauria; Squamata; Lacertidae. The record is from the annotation of a GenBank genome assembly.
AUGCGAAUCGGGGGCCGAUCCAGGUCUCGCUUCUCCUCUUCCCCGCCCCGCUUUGCAGACGCGCGACCGCGGAGGCGGAGUUCCCACGAGCGCCGCCCCGCCUCGCCUCUCCCGCGGGUUGCCGCGAGGGGGCGCCCGAAGGUGCGCUUCUGCCGGCGCUGCUCCGCCUCCCGCGCCGCCGUUCCGGGAAGCCCGGCGCCCCCGCGGGGUCCCAGAGAGGGCCGGGUUCCGCUCGCCAGCCUCCGGGGGCCGCAUGGGGUGGUCGCCGGGAUGGCCGGCUGGGCGCCGCCGCAGCUGGAGGACUUCAUCCUGACCGAGAGGCUGGGCAGCGGCACCUACGCCACUGUCUUCAAAGCCUACAGGAAGGUAGGGAGGGGAAGGGCCCCGGUUGGGGGGCGCAAAUGCACCAGGCGCAGGGAAUCCGCCCCCCUGACCCAGAGGCCGCGGCGCGGAGCCUCCACGCCCGGGAGCAGCCUACCUGGGAGCAGCCGCGGCAGGGAGAGGACUUUCCCGGAAGCAGUUUGGCUGUCCGCUGUCGGAGGCAGGACGCAGGGGGGUCGAUAUUGGGCGUAGCACUAAAAGGAGACACCCGGAGUCAGGGGUCGGGAGAACCUCUGGCGCGCAGGAUGUUGCUGAACUUCGGCUCCCAGCGUCCCUGGCCCUUGGCCGUGCUUGCUGGGGCUGAUGGGAGUUGGAGUCCAACAGCAGCAGGAGGGCCGAAGCGUCCCCCAUCGCUGCCCUGCAUGGUUUGGGUCCCAGGUGUAACUUGACUGGUAGAGCAUAAAAUCCCUUCAGCAAAAGGUGGAUUCUUGUGGGCGCAUCCUUCACCCUAGCCUUAAUUUUUUGGGUGUUGGGGACUGUUCACCCACUCCAUGGCCAUCCUGGAGGUUCCUUGCUUGCAACACUGGUUAUUGGAUCCAGGGAUGGAGUCUGAGUCAUCAAAUCAGCUUUGCGGGGAAGGGGCAAUCAUCUCAGCAGUCUUUUAAGUAUUUGCUGUGAUCCUGUCCUGAUCUCAGUUGAUAUCCCAAUUUCUGCCCCAAGAUAUUCUCCUCUUCUCCAGCCUGUCGCGCUCUCAGCACUCAGAUAUGGCCCUUCAGGCUUAAGGGCUUCCUCCAGCCCCCAGCCCUCAGUGACCCUCCUUAGCCCUCUCCUUAAAUGUUUUCACCUGCCUGGAGUGAGCGUCCUUGUACCUCUUGCUCCCUUGGGUGGAGGGUGAAGAUCAAGGGAAUGUAGAAACUGCCCUGUCACACAAACCUGUGUUUGUUGCCCUGCCUGCUUUGGCCUCUGGCCUUGCCCAUUAGUGGCCCGUGGCCUCCAGAAGCCUCUUCAGAAGGGAAGGCGGUCCCUGAUGUGGAAAAGACAUCCCCUCUCCUGAUCUGAAGGAAUGCCCAUCUCCAUAUCAACUUCCCUGGACCUCGCAAGACCUUCCCUGAGAUUUCCACCGUCAGGUGCUUGUGUUGCUGACGUUCGUUUGCGUGGUGUUGCGUGUUCUUUUCCUGGCUAGAAGGACGUCCGGGAGGUUGUGGCCAUCAAGUGCGUCAGCAAGAAGAGCUUGAACAAGGCGUCUGUGGAGAACCUCUUGACAGAAAUCGAGAUCCUCAAGACCAUCCGCCAUCCGCACAUUGUGGAGCUGAAGGACUUUCAGGUGGGGAGGGGAGACUGGGCUGGGCUGGGGUGUCAGCCAGGAAGACUCUGGAGCCUCCAGCUGGAAAACUGGGGAGCUUUUAUUCCUCGGAUGUGUGACUCAUCCGAUAAGGUGGGGAACCUUUGGUGCUCUGGAUGUUGUUGAAAUUUGUGUACCACCAUAUCAUACAGAAAACAAUACCAAAGCAGUUUACAAUAAUCUCACUAUAUAAGAAAAACACAUUAAAAAUAUGAAAUCAGAGACUGUCAACUAACUAUUAUGGAAAGAUGUAUUCUGUAUUUCAUGCAUGAGCCUGGCAGAAUAGCAAAGAUUUCAGCAAGCGCUUAAAGGCUGAAAUGGAAGGCAGUCCUUAGCUUGGUUUAACAACCGACCUCUGGGAAUUGUAGCUCCAAGAGAGAAAUAGGGGUCUCCUAACAACGGGGUGUGGGUGGUGCUGUGAUCUAAACCACUGAGCCUAGGGCUUGCCGAUCAGAAGGUCGGCAGUUUGAAUCCCUGCGAUGGGGUGAGCUCCCGUUCAUCAGUCCCUGCUCCUGCCAACCUAGCAGUUCGAAAGCACAUCAAAGUGCAAGUAGAUUAAUAGGUACCACUCCGGCGGGAAGGUAAACGGUGUUUUCGUGUGCUGCUCUGGUUCGCCAGAAGCGGCUUAGUCAUGCUGGCCACAUGACCGUACACCGGCUCCCUCGGCCAAUAAAGCGAGAUGAGUGCCGCAACCCCAGAGUUAGCCACGACUGGACCUAAUGGUCAAGGGUCCCUUUACCUUUACCUUUACCUAGCGCCCCUUAAACUACAGUUCCCAGGAUUGCAGGGGGGGGGGAGAGGGAAACCGUGACUGUUUAAAAUGGUAGGAUAUUGCUUCAAAUGCCACCUCCAAAAGUCAAUUCCAAUUAUGAUCCUCACACCUGGAAAAUAAAAAUGCCUCUGCCCUUUGUUUGCAUGUGUCUACUAUGGGGGUAAACUGAAUGUCUCCUGGUGGGGGAGUUCCAUGAGCCACAAGAAUGCUUGCUUUGUGUCGCCUCCUUCCUGAGGAUUGCAGUAGAUGAGACACGUAGCAAGGGUGAUAGAUGCUCUGAACAAUUAAAGCCAUUUAUGUAUUAAUACUGAUUUGAGGCACCCACUUUGCUGACUCUUGAGAUUGACAGUGCAGUUCUAUUUGUGCUUACUCAAAAGUAAAUUCCGGAGUUUUCAAUAGGGCAUAUUCCCAGGUUGCUGUGCAUAGGAUUGCACUUAAUGGCAUCACCCAGCUGCUUCCACAUUUGUGUUGCAUUCAUAAGGACUAGGAACUUGCAGACAGAGGAAUGAACUUGAUGGAGAUAGGACAGGGUUUGUCUUUCUAGAAGCCUGAUAGCGCCUGUCUGCCUUUUAGUGGAACAAGGACUACAUCUACCUGAUCAUGGAAUUUUGUGCUGGGGGUGACCUGUCUCGCUUUAUCCACGCACGGAGGAUCCUGCCGGAGAAGGUGGCUCGCAUUUUCCUACAGCAACUGGGUAAGGAAUUAAAGGGGAAAGGAAAAGAAGGGGGGGGGAGAUCAUAGGUAGAGCAUCCCGUUUGUGCGCAGGAAGUCCCAGGGUUAAUUCCUGGCAUCUCCACUUUCAAAAAUCUCAGCCAUGGGGUUUGGAUUCAAACUGUGCUCACAAACAGACCUAUUUCGUCUGCAGAACGGCAAAACCAUUUGCAAAGAGAAAACAUCUAUUUGUGGGUGCAGCUCAAACUGUGCCUGCAAACUUUAUUUGGUUGGAGAACCAUGUUGCAAAAUGCAAAGAAGCAGGGAUUUUCAAAGGACCGCCGUUUCCCUUUACAUCUUGGCUCGAGAUGUGUGAAAGGAGGGAGUUGCAUUUUCUCCCCUAUCUCUGUGCCAGAGAAAGGAAAGGAAAUCUUGGAGACAGAAGAGUCUGUUUUUUUGGGGAGGAGACUGCUGGCUGGAGAGGGAUGCCCUGCCACCUGCAACACCACUGCUCUCUCCUGUUUGUCCCAACAGCCUGUGCCUUAAAGUUCCUCCACGACAAGAAUAUUUCCCACUUGGAUCUGAAGCCUCAGAACAUUCUGCUGAGCUCCUUGGAUAAGCCUCACCUCAAACUGGCAGGUUGGUGUGGGGCGGGGCGGGGCAGGGCUUGCCCCCCAGGCUCAGGGGGGCUUCUUUUGGGCUUUCAGGCCAGCGGGCUUAGGUGCUCCUCGCUCCCCACAUUAUUUUUUUCGUUCAUGUGCCAAUCUUUUAUUUCAACCAGUCAAUCCCAAAGGCUAGUAUUAUAGCCACACAGAGAGUCAGAGGUUCCCCGUGCCUUCUUUAGCCAUUUCGGUACACCUUUUGGAGAUAUUUUUAAUGUAUAGAAAUAGUUGGGAUAAAUCAUAAUAGAUACAGUGGUACCUUGGGUUAAGAACUUAAUUCGUUCCGGAGGUCCGUUCUUAACCUGAAACUGUUCUUAACCUGAAGUACCACUUUAGCUAAUGGGGCCUCCUGCUGCUGCCACACCGCUGCUGCACGAUUUCUGUUCUCAUCCUGAAACAAAGUUCUUAACCCAAGGUACUAUUUCUGGGUUAACGGAGUCUGUAACCUGAAGCGUAUGUAACCCGAGGUACCACUGUAAUGAUAAAAAAUUAAAAAUACCAAAUGCAACAAAGUAGAAAGCUAUAGCAAUACAGUCGCUGAUAACUGUAACGUACAAUAGGCUUGAGUAGGGCUAGCUUUCCUCACUCUGCAGCCAGCAGAAAAUCCUAGGGAGAUCUACUUUCUUUCACCAGCCUGUUCAAUCCCCAGUGUGGGAUUUCUUUUUUUUUUUUUUAAUAAUAUUUAUUAAAGUUUCAAAAGAAGAAAAAUCACAUUAAUAAAAAAAUUAACAAUAAAAAGGAAAAAUACAAAGUAGAAUAAGAAAAAAAAAAUUAAAAACAAUUCCAUCUUUCCUUCACUUCUUUUACGUUUACUUGUUUCCCGGACCUCCUCAUACCUCCCUCUUUUGUAUUCCAAUUCAAUUUGUUAAUCCAGCAAUUCCUUUCCCUCCUUUUUAAUCCUAAUCUUUAAUCUUGAUAUAUUAUAACAUUAAAUUUUUACAUAUUAAAAACCAAUUUUACCAUAUUCUUUUGUACCUAUACCGCUAGAAACCACUUAAUUUCAAUCCAACAUCAUUCUAACAUUCAUUAAUUUUGCAAUAUUUCUGUAAAUAGUCUUUAAAUUUCUUCCAAUCUUGUUCCACCCCCAGUGUGGGAUUUCUGGUUGCCUAUGGAUACCAGGCCAGUUGAUAAAUGCAAGGUUACUAUGUCAUGCCCGAUGACAGUUUUUCUGGGUCACCUUCCCCCUACCCCCCCCCCAUGCCAGAUUUCGGAUUUGCCCAGCACAUGUCCCCAAGAGAUGAGAAGCACGUGCUGCGGGGCUCUCCCCUUUACAUGGCCCCCGAGAUGGUGUGCAGCCGGCAAUAUGACGCCCGCGUGGAUUUGUGGUCCGUGGGGGUGAUUCUCUACGGUAAGUCCACCCUUCGGUUUUGAGGGGAGGUUGGGGCUCCGUCUUGACUUCCCAGGCGCUGGCUAAGCUCCAUGCUGGAGCUGAGAGGCUGCGCAAAAUGAAUUGGGAGGACUGAAUAAUAGAAACACAGAAUUAUGGAGCUGGAAGGGACCCCGAGGGUCAUCUAGCCCAACCCUCUGUAGUGCAGGAAUCACAGAAUCCCUGACAGGUGGCCAUCUAACCUCUGCUUUAAAACCUCUAACGGAGAUUGAAAUACCUAUUCUAAAAAACCCACACAUUGCAUAUUCUUAUGUUCUGGAUAAGGUGUAAUGGGAAUAAAAUGGCAGAAAGUGCUGCGUGUAGCUGUGAUCUCCAAUGGGCUGGAAUUUCAAUUGCUCUUUUGAAGUCCAAAGUAUACAAAGCCCUGCCUGUAUCAGGGUUCUCUAUUCCCCCUUUGCCAGCAUUGAGGGCUAGAAACUUAGCUCAUUUUUAAAAGAGAGAGAAGCAAGCGUCUAGUUCUGCCUGCAGUUGCUCUUGCCUAAUCUUACAUCCGCCUCCCUGCCCAGUUUCUGACUAAUAAUAAUAAUAAAAAAACUUUUUUAUUUAUAUCCCAGCCGAAGCUGGGCUCAGGGCGGCUAACAACAAUAAAAUAAUACAACAUUCUAAAAUCAUUUCAUUAAAAUUAAUUCAACUCAAAUUGAUGGCAACCAUUAGACUAAAGUUCUGUAAAGAUUGCCAAAGGAGGGAGUCAGGCUGUGCCCUGACCAAAGGCCAGCUGGAACAGAUCUGUCUUGCAGGCCCUGCGGAAAGAUGUCAAGUCCCGCAGGGCCCUAGUCUCUUGGGACAGAGCAUUCCACCAGAUUGGAGCCACAGCCGAAAAAGCCCUGGCUCUGGUUGAGGCCAGCCUAACCUCUCUGUGGCCUGGGACCUUCAGGAUGUUUUUUUUUGAAGACCGUAAGUUCCUCUCUGGGACAUACCAGGAGAGGCAGUCCCAUAGGUACGAGGGUCCUAGGCCGUAUAGGGCUUUAAAGGUUAAAACCAGCACCUUAAACCUGAUCCUGUACCCCUGUGCCCCUUCCUGCCUUCACUGGCCCCAAACGCUUCCAUUUUUGUGGAUGCUGGUGUCAGUAACUAUAAAGCUGACUCUGGUAUCCGUGGCUACUCGCCACAAUGGCCUUUUCCCCUCUCCUCCAUCGGAGGCUGUCUUGGGUUCUUGUGACAGUUGAGUGCUGCUGAGCAUUGGGGCUGCUGGGUGGUGGUGAUUCAGCCUAGCAUGCGACACACAUGUGGCUCCCUGUCUUAUUUGGGGAUGGGGGCUUAUUUCCCUUCUCAGAGGCUGUGUUUGGCCGGCCACCUUUUGCCUCCAAGUCCUUCACUGAGCUGGAGGAGAAGAUCCGCAGCAACCAACCCAUCGAGGUAACCUCGUGGCUCCUGGGGGUGUUGGUAUUUGUGCACUCCUGGGGAGGGACUGAAAGGAGGUUGCUUUCCCUGCCCUGCCAUCCUGACCCCAACUCCACCACCACCUGCCACCAGCUAUUUAAAGAUUCCCAUCACAGUUCUUCCAACGUCCUGCCAAGAUCGGUCCAACUUGACACACCUGUGGGGUUCAGUUUGCAGGCAGAGAUUAAUGUAACUUGGUCUGAUCAUCUCAAAAACGUCAUUCAGCGGCUUGGCCUGGUUCAAUCCAGACCCGGGGGAGGGGGGGGGACUGCUGUCAGGUAGAGUGUGAGGGAUUCUGCCUCCCCCUGCCCCUAAUUGGUCCUCAAACUUCUUGGGACUACUCCCUCCCCCCCUUGGUUCCACAGACUCACCCCCAGUGCCCUCGACCCCACCCUAUAAAAAGCAGUAUUCAGAAUAGCCGUUUGCAUGACCCACUAAGGAACGCAAUAAUACAAGAAAAUUCAAAACAGCAAUCGCUAAUUGCACAUAUAUCUAAAAUCCAAUUAAAAUAGUUUAGUUUAAUUAAUUCAACAAAUCUGGCAGUCAUUUACACCUCCAGGGUCCCCCUAGGGAAUCCCACUGCCUGGAUUAGACUGUAAGCUCCUUGGGGCAAGCACCUUCCUUUUCUCCUUUUGAAAAUACAUGUUAUUCUCUAGAGAGCCUCGCGGCUAUGAAAGUACCACCGUGUGCCAGUGGGCCCACAAUCCUUUGCGUGGCACUCCUGCGUCCAUGAAGGGAUUGCUUCCCCCGUCCCGUUUCCAGCUCAGCGCUGCUGGUGCCCCGAGGUGAGGUGAGGUUGGGAGCUUCUCUACCUGUGUCUCAGCCUUCUGCCUUGCCCCCCACAGCUCCCCAGCCGCCCCCGCCUCUCGCUGGAGUGCCGGGACCUCCUCCAGCGCCUGCUGAAGAGGGACCCCCAGCAGCGCCUCUCUUUCCAGGAGUUCUUUGCCCACCCCUUUGUGGACAUGGAGCACAUGCCCGGCUUGGAGAGCCUGGGCAAAGCGGUAAGAGGGCUAGAGAGAGCCUGCGGGGGGGGGGGAUUUGCAGGAUGUGGGUCUGGGUUACCAGUUGGGCACUGGAGCUGGUGAGGUGGGGGGCUGCCCUCUCCUCUGUAGGCAUGAGGGCAGCCAUCUGGCGACAUAGAGGGGAACCAUCUUCUGAAUGUGGGCAUAGAAAUGGGUCCAUUUCCCCAUCAGCCCAAACAUUACUCCCUGUCUCUCUUUGGGGGCAAGAUCUUGUUGAGAAUGCUGAUUCACAGAGGCAAGAGUUCCUGAACACAGAGGGACGCGCCUGUGCAAUUCCCUCCUCCAGACACUUAACACAGAGGAAGGGGGCCCGAGGGCCACAUUGCCUUCUGGGCAGCUUUCCAGGGGCCGCAUGCUGGCAGUAGGCAGCAGGUGGGACCCUCGGCUUUGGCUCACACCUGAAUUCACCUGUUAUUUUACAUACCUCUCUAUCCAGGCAAGCAAGAGGCGUCAGCUCCAAGUCCAAGGACGCUUUCCAGCCAAGCAGAAGCAUGGGGAGAGUGUGGGGCAGGACCAGGGAGUGGGGUGGCCUGGAGAGGGCCCUGAGAGCCUGAUGGAGAGGCUUGGAGGGCCACAUGUGGCCCCCAGGCCUAAGGUUGUCCAUCCUCCGCUUGGCCCAAGCUGAGCCUGCGCUUGGUCAUUGAACCAAUUCCCCUCUUCCAUUCCUCCUCUCCCGCUUUUCUCCAUCCUGUGCCUCUUCCCUUUGCAGUCGUCUCUCGUGACGGAAGCGAUAAAGAAGGACCAGGAAGGCGACGCUGCCGCCGCCCUCUCUCUCUACAGCAGGGCCCUGGAGUACUUCGUCCCCGCCUUGCGCUGUGAGUGGCCCAGAGGCUUUUAUUGUUCCCCUCUUUGCGAACCUGCCUUGCCCCACAAGUGCCGCUCGGCUGCUUAGAUUGGCAGAAGCAGCUUUGUUACAGGGGCCACAAAAUUUCCAUUCCGUAUUUGUAAUAAAUUGAACUUUUUAUGGUGGCAACUCCUACACUUUGGAACUCCCUGCCUGUUGACGUCAGGCAGGCACCUUCAGUCUACUCUUUUUGGCACCUGCUAAAAACAUUCUUGUUUAGACAAGGCUGCCCAGAUGCUUAGAAAGGUGGUGCAAGUAAAUCUGGGUUUAGUUUAUUGUUGAUUUUAAUUUUUUGAAAGUUUUAAAUUAUUGUUGUUAAAUCUUCUUAUUGGUCAUUUUAUCACCCUUUUUGUAAACUCCUUUGAGUUUGAUUUUUAUUUUUAUUUACAAUCAAGUGGUACAGUGGUACCUCUGGUUACAUACUUAAUUCGUUCUUAACCUGAAACUGUUCUUAACCUGAAGCACCACUUUAGCUAAUGGGGCCUCCUGCUGCUGCCGCGCUGCCAUCGCACAAUUUCUGUUCUCAUCCUGAAGCAAAGUUCUUAACCCGAGGUACUAUUUCUGGGUUAGUGGAGACUGUAACCUGAAGCAUAUGUAACCCGAGGUACCACUGUAUAUACAUUUUAUGAAAUAAAUUAAAUGAGAACAGCAUAUCUGUUUUCAUAUCCGGAGCUGCCUGCGUCGCCUGUCCCAAAGUCCACUUCUAAGAGGGGCAUCUCUUGCCCACGGCAGGUUGCAUUCCUGGCCCUGCCUUGCUCUUCUUCUGUCUUUGGUAAGCAAGCAGGACGAAUCACAGACCUCCAUCCGUCUUAAUCCCGUUAGGACCUAAAAUGAAUUGAUUUCAAAGGGGAAGAAGGGGGAAGACAGGUGUGGUCUUAUGCCCCAUCCUUGACCAUAUCCAUGGGGCAGGACCCAUGACAGGGGAUCGUGGCUCAAUUGGCAGUGGGUCCAUCACCUGGUGAGACUGAAGACAGCUGCCCCACUGUGCAAGGGCUUCGUGGAUCGCAGGGGAGAUGGGCACAUGCCCAAAGGGGAAGGGGCUGGGCCAGCUGGCUCGCCAGAAGUGGGCUGUCCCCAGGAAUUCCCUGUAGGAGUGCACAUGUCCAGAGUGUUGAGGCGCUCCCAAAGCAAAGGAAGGAUUAGACUCUGAUAAUGAAAAUACACACAGAGGCUUGAACCAGCAAGACUCUGGGAGGAGUGCGUAUAAUAAGAAUUCCUGCCCACCCUCCGGCCCAGGUCGUUUUAUUCACAAAAGAACUUUUUUACACAGUGUUCGUAAGAACCAAUCAGAUUUCCUCUGAGCAUUUCAAAAAACCCCACGUGGGACAAAGUUAGAUCAGAAGAAAUUCUUUUAACUACAAAGAAACUAUUUCCUACUUGAGCAUGCAUAUGUAGUUCAGAGUAAAUAAAAUAGGAAGCGAAGAGGAAUGCUUUUAGGAAGGUCAUAAACAGGAGUAAACAGUAUUUACCAUCUCCUUGUGAACUCUUCCUGGUCCUAAGAUUAACAAAACUAACAAUAGCUACAUCAAAGAAACUGCCUACUAUCUUUUAUGGCUCAGGAUGCCUGAUGAAGCAACUGGAACUGGGCUGUGUACGUGACUUGUCAAGCAGAGAGAAAUGGACAGUAGAGGAAAUGGCCAGAGAUGCAGAGGGUUGUGGGAUUUGAUCAGAAAUUACUGUCAAUGAAUCGAACCCAGUCGACGCCAAGCUUUCAUAGCAGACACAAUGGCUUGAUGCAUAUUUUAUAAUUCCUCAUAGUAAUCCCAUCUGAUCCCCACACUCUGGACAUGUAUACUCCUACAGUUCCCCUCCCCAGGAUCUUUGCAAGGCCUCUGAAACAUGGGGGAGUCUCUCCAUCUCUGAGUCUGGGAGGAGGGACUCUGCUCUGAGCAGGAGGGGCUUCUGCUUGCUUUGCCUACUCCAACCCCCUUCAGACACGGAGGCUGGUUGAUGUCCGUCCGUCUCCCUGAUGCAGCUCAGAGCUGACGAUGGGAAACAGGGAGUUGUACUGGGACAGUUUCCCAUUUUCUUCGCUCACUCCAUGGACUUUCCCCUUCUCCCUAACCUGCCUCUGUCUUGCCACCCUCAGACGAAGUCGAUGUCCGCAGGAAGGAGGCGAUCCGAUCCAAGGUCAGUCCUCCUUUUCAACCAGUGGGAAAGCUGUGAAUUGGGGCACCUUUGGGCCGAACUGUAAAUAUUGGGUGGGUGCAUGAGGUCAUGGUCAGGGUUCAGCCAAUGAGGGAGCAGAGCAGUGGCGGCUGGUGCUCAUUGGGCAGAAGGCUGGGCGGUCAACGGUAGGCGGAGCCCAUGACAGGCGGAGAUUUGUUCUCGUUUUGACAGACUUAGCCCAAGGGCUGCUCAGAAGAGCCGGAAUUCAGUCUGAUGCCUUGGAAUCCAUGUCAAGCCCAGGCUUGCAGGCCUUCCUGAGAUGUCACACCAACAGAACAUAAGCAGAGCCCUUAUGCUGGAUCCGGCCAGUGGUCCAUCUAGUCCAGCAUCCUCUUCUUGCAGUGGCCUGCCAGAAGCCCCCAAGCUGGACCUGAGCCCAGCAGCACCUCUCCCUGCUUGUGGCUCCAGCAACUGGCCCCCAGGAACAAGCUGCCUUGGGCAGUGAAGGUAGAAGAUAACCUUCAUGGCUGGGAGCCGCAGGGCUGGUGCCACAAACAAGAAGGCCCUGGCAAUGCCUGCUUUUCUCUUGUACCACUGAGAAUGAAAUUUCGUGACUGUGUCGUGUUGUUUCCUUGUGCUUAGGUGAGCGAAUACAUUUCCCGAGCAGAGCAGCUCAAAGCACUGGUUGCUUCCAACAACAAGGCCCUCCUUCAGCAGGGCUGCCCUGCCAGGGACAUCUUGAAAGGUAAUUUCCAGAGCAGAGAGCCGAGUGGGGCACAGGGGGCGGGGGGCAGGGGUCUUGUUUUUGAGAACAGCAGCCAAGAGCACUCUGCACUUUUUAACAUGUUUUUGUUAGGAAAUAGGAGUCAAACCAAAAGGCCCGAUAGCUCCUUCACUUCAGGAAUAUAUGAAAAAAUAUGGUUCUGGAACUGGAAUAUUAAUAGAUACCGUAUUUUUUGCACCAUAACACUCACUUUUUUCCUCCUAGAAAGUAAGGGGAAAUGUUUGUGCGUGUUAUGGAGGAAAUGCCUACAGGUGGCAUGCCUACGGAUUUUCCUCCUCUAAAAACUACAUGCGUGUUAUGGUCGGGUGCGUGUUAUAGAGCGAAAAAUACGGUAACGUGUAAAACGUGCAGGGGUAAGCAAGGAAAUAAUAAAAGAAUCAGCUGAACAAUGAUUAUAUUAUAACAACACGACAAGACGGAAGAAGAAGAAAAAAGAGAUCACACAUGGGUGAAGGGGAACAGGGGGUAUAGGGGAAUUUGAAAUUUAUAAUAUAAAAGCUUUAAUAUAAAAUUUCUAACUGCGUUGUAUUUGUUUACAGCAAAGAGAAGUUUAGAGUAAUUAGCUAUAUUUUAAUUUAGUUAAUUAUGUAAUAGGUUUAUGUUAGAAAAUGAAUAUGGAUGUUGAUUUUGAUGUUUGUAAUUUUUCUUUUUUGGAAAUAAAAAAUAAACGUAAAAAAAAAAAAGGCCUGAUGGCUCAUUGGCAAGUCAGUGCCUGACAUCCUGGAGAGUCAUUGCUGCUAGGCAGUUUAGAUAAUACUGAACUGGAUGGAGCAAUGGUCAGACUCAGCAUAAGGCAGCUUCCUGGUUCCUAAAAUGUCGCGCUGCUGAGUGUUCCUGUUCCCGAUCCUCAGCCUUGUACUCCAGUCUGUUCUUCCUGCAGCCAAGUUUUCACUCCUCCACCCCAAGUCAAUAUUUUGUGUCCGCUGAACGUAUUCGGUCCCCGCUGGGCUGUUAAUGGGGUUUCCUUUUCCCAAAGGUUUAUUUUAUAUAUUCCUGCAGGAAUCUGAGGAUUCGCAUCAGCCUGCUGGUUCUCCCUCCUUGGCACAGCUGCUGUUGUUUCAGCUGAUAAGAACUGGCAGUGAAAAAAUUGAGGUCGCUAUCGGUAGAUAUCAGGUGCAGGGAAUAUUUGACCCUGCAAAUGUUGCUGAGCUGCAACUCCCGUGAGCUGCAGCCAGGCCCAGCCACGGCCAGGGAUAAUUAGAGUUGUAGCUCAACAACAUCUGGAAGGCCAAAGGUUCCCUCACCUGGUAAAUGUGACGAUAAUGCCCCACGUGUGCAUCACAUGUAAAAGAAGAAGAAGAGCAAAGUCCCUUCCCCCUGUAGUGCUUGCAGUUUAAAAUUUGGCAUGGGGAAGAGAACCAAAGUUGUGGGGAGCGAGAUGGAGGCGAGGUUAAGCGGAAAUAAGUAGUAAAUUCAGCAGUAGGUAGCUGGGCUUCCUUUCAGUCAGGGAUUGUGGCUAAGGCAAGGAAGAGGCUUCCAGGUAUGUUUCUAGACUCCAACUCCCAUCAUCCCUGAUCAUUGUUCAUGCUGGCGGGGCUGAUGGGAGUUGGGGAGGGCGUAGUUCUCCCAUUCCGGUGCUCUCUUCUCUGAAAGUUUUAUGGGCUACUAGGGAAUGCUGUCCAAAGUCAGUCUGUGAAUGCCUUUUGUCUUUACAUACAUGCUGUAGAAGCAGAGCCACACCUAUGCUACGGCCAUCAGCAAUUUCCUAUGGCUACAGCCAUCAGCAAUAUUUUGCUGCUGUUUCUAACAGCUAAGAAGCCUUCCCUUUCCAAUCUCUUAACUGCAUGUGCUCAUUGAGUUGUUUGCUUGCCUCUUCUUGUUGCGCUCUCACUUGCCAGGCACUUCCAGCCCUGGUCUCAUCCUUCCUGUAGGACACACAGCUGCUGGUCUCAUUUUACAGAUGGGCAAGUUGAGGCAACCUGUGGCUUAACUGUGUUGCAAACUACUUAGAGAUUUUCUUUGAAAUAUGAAGUAGUAUAGCGAACCAGGACCACACCAGUGAGCAGGCACCUGGACUGGAACCUCUUCCUGUUAGGUUUUUUACUUGCAGGCGGGUGUGUUUGAGGGGCUGUUGUGACUUGCAGAAGUUUCGAAAGUGCUGCCCUCUCCUCUGCUUGCAGCCCGAAGUGGUACAGCCUGCUCCAUCCUCACAGGACUCUACCACCUUGCUUUGUUGCAUCUGGAUACCGCUUGGCCUUGCACAUGCUGGGUCGCACCCCUUUUAAUUUAAUUUAUUUUUUCUGCAGAGAUGUCCAGGGAUAAGCCUCGCCUCUACGCUGCUCUGGAGGUGGCGUCGGCCGCUGUUGCUAAGGUCAGUCACCAGAGGGGAGCAGAGAGUUGCUGAUUUGUCAUUGACCCCCAACCUCUGUCCUGAAAUGAAAACUGGAGUCUAACAUUGCAUUGCCUUCCCCGUCUUUGGAGGCAAGGGAGUGUACCUGUCCCUGGGGAGGGACGGCAUGGAGGAGAGGGCAGUUGAUGGCUGCUGCCUCCACGGUCAGAGGCAGCGAUACUUAUGAGUCUCAGUGGCUGGAACCCACAGGAGGGGAGAGAGCUGCUCUUGUGCAUGAUUCCUGCUUGCACAUUUCCCACAGACAUCUGGCUGACCAGGGCGAGAGCAGGGUGCUGGAAUAGAUGGGCCUCCACUGACCUGAUCCAGUUCUCGCAUUACAUUUGUUAGGGGGAAGAUGGCUGUUUGCUCCUUUUUGAGCACUGAGGCCUGACGGAGCUGCUCUGUGUUUGUCUUCCAGGAGGAGGAGGGCAAAGAUGACAGUGAAACCCUUGAUCUCUACCAGCAGAGCCUGGGGGAGCUGCUGCUCAUGUUAGCUGGUAAGGAGGGGGCAGCUUGUGGUGGGUGGGGGCUUAAUGGGGGUGUAAUACAGGUAGCAAGGGACGCGGGUGGCGCUGUGAGUUAAACCACAGAGCCUAGGACUUGCCGAUCAGAAGGUCAGCGGUUCGAAUCCCUGCAAUGGGAUGAGCUCCCGUUGCUCGGUCCCUGCUCCUGCCAACCUAGCAGUUUGAAAGCACGUCAAAGUGCAAGUAGAUAAAUAGGUACCGCUCCGGCGGGAAGAUAAACGGCGUUUCCAUGCGCUGCUCUGGUUUCGCCAGAAGCGGCCUAGUCAUGCUGGCCACAUGAACCGGAAGCUGUACGCCGGCUCCCUCGGCCAGUAAAGCGAGAUGAGCGCCACAACCCCAGAGUCGGCCAUGACUGGACCUAAUAGUCAGGGGUCCCUUUACCUUUAAUACAGGUAGCAAAACCAACCCUGCUCUAGUAAAAGCCCUUUCCUUUAAAUAAGGAUUCCGUUCCCCAAAGCCUGCAGGAAUAAAACUAAUUUCACCUGUUGGCGGGAGGACAUCAAGGAGGGAGCCAGUCCGGCUCCUCUAGGGAGGGAGUUCCAACGUUGUCUAGCAGCAGCCACCACCAAGAAGGCCCUUUCCCACAUCCCCACCAAGCGUGCCAGGGGACGACGACGAGAGAAGGGCCUCUGCGUGAGAUCUCUGGGCGAGGCUACAUGUGGGAGAAGACAGUCCUUCAGAGAGCCUGGGGCUAAGCCAGAGAGGGAUGUGUAAGGUCUCCUGUGCAGUCUAACCCCACCUUCCAGGAUUGAUUGAUCGAUUGCACUUCUCUGCCACUUUCCAUUCAGUCAAAUCCUAAAGUAGCUUAUCAUGUACAACGUAAGUCAUAUUAAAGACUUAACAAAUCAUCAGCAAAAGCAACUACAGUCCAUAAAACACCAUGAGCAAAAACAUGCUAAACAUCACAGUUACAGCAUAAAUCAUAUUCUAUGGUUUCCUUUCCUUCCUGCUUCCAGCUGAGCCUGCGGGAAGGAGACGGGAGUUGCUUCAUGCUGAGGUCUGUAUCCACCUGGUCCCUGGAGCUGUGCUUGGUCCCUUUGCUGCUGCUGUUAUUUAGAAGUGGGGGAGCCCUGCAGGAUGUAUUUGGGGAGCCAGGGUGCCCAGCAGGGGGCACUAAAGGGCGCAGGCAGCAGAAUGGACGUGGCUCAGCUGUUGUGGACCUGCAGCAAAAUGUUGCAGCGUGGGACACUCCCGGUCUAAGAUUCUAGUCGCUCCAUUCUACCCCCUGCAAACUUCAGUCAGCAAUCUGUCACUUCUGAGCCCCCGUUGAGCUUUUUUGGGGUUCCGCACCAUCAGGGCAUGUUUGCCCUGCGUUUAUACUUCUGCAAGCCUUGGGGAAGCCUGCUGCCACAGUUCCUCGCGAUUAGUGCCAGUUUGGCUACAUAAAUGAUUGGCACUCACAGCUUGGACAUUGGAAAUAGAAGGAAUUGUUAUAUGUAUGUUGCACCACCUUUUCUUCCGUGGGAUUCGAGGUGCCUUGCAGGAGGGUUUCCAUGUGGUUUGCCUUCCUGCGUGACCCUCCUUUGAACUGUGGCUCCUUCUUCUUCUUUCCUCCUAAUCUGACCGAGUGAAUGACUGUUUGCAGAUCCAGACACUGAUGGGCCGAGCGGAAUACCUGAAAGAGCAGAUCAAGGUACAGGAGGGCACUUUGCGUUCUGUGGGGGCUGCAGUGAGGGCACACCUGGGCAUCACGGGGCUGGCAGAGGAGGCUUGGCUGCGGCAGGGCAUGGAAAAAUAGAUUUGGGUGGUUUAUUGUUUCAUAAGGUUUAUACACUGCUUAAUUGAUUUUAAAAGCAACACAAACCCAGACUCAAAGCAAAGAUAAUAUUUUCUGAAGAUUGGCUGAGUCACUGUAGGCUCUUAAGUGCCAUAGAGUUGGAAGACCCCUCCUAAUGCUGGAAUCUCAAGUAAAGCAUCCUUUGCAGAAUCCGUGCUGUGGGAGCAAGGUGGCCUUUGGGGCUCCGUUCCUGCCUGGCGUGUGCUUGGUCCCUGGGCUCGCUUCCCAGAGAAGCUCACUGCCUUUGGAAGAAGGGCCUCCUUGGAAGCCCCUCUUGGCCUGGUGCAGGGGGAGGGGGUUGACAUUCGCCUUGUUAGCUGGUGGGAGUUGGGUGUCCCCAGAGGGCCACCUGCCCCCUACCUGUCACCUUCUGGAGAUCCAAUUCCGGAGCCCAUUUCUUUGCGUGUUCAGAGGCAGCAGGCCAUUGGCUGACAGCUCUGGAAGGAGGAAGGAGGCAGGGAUUGGGAGCAGGAAAGCACUGUUGCCUUCACAUCCUUCUUCAGAGAGCCAGUGUGGUGUAGUGGUUAAGAGCAGUGGACUCGCAAUCUGGUGAACCGGGUUCGCUUCCCCGCUUCUCCACAUGCAGCUGCUGGGUGACCUUGGGCCAGUCACACUUCUCUGAAGUCUCUCAGUCUCACUCACCUCACAGAGUGUUUGUUGUGGGGGAGGAAGGGAAAGGAGAUUGUUAGCUGCUUUGAGACUCCUUCGGGUAGUGAUAAAGCAGGAUAUCAAAUCCAAACUCUUCUUCAAGAAUAUGCAGGUCCUUUUGAAAUACUUUAAAUAAAUAAAAUCUUCCCGGCUUCCUGGCUCAUUGGGCCGGCUGCUGCAUGUGGGGCAGAAUAGUGGCCCCUGUGGACUUUGGGGUCUCACCCAGCAGGAUUCUUCCUCUAGCCCUGCUGUCUAAGUGGAGUUUCCAUAUGCAGAAGCAGCCUACCUCUGAAUGUUAGUUGCUCUCUCUGUGUCUGUAUGGUACUCCAGUGGGGGAGAGCUGUUGCCUUCCUGUUCUCCUCAUGGACAUCUCAGAGGCCCCAAUGGAAACAUGAUCCUGGUCUUAGAUGGGCCCUUUCUCUGAUCCAGCCAGGCCCCUCUCGCGCCCUCAUGGAGAUCAGAGGAGAUGACCCACCUCACUCCUCUCCCUCUCUUCCUUCUCCUUUUCCUCCAGAUGAAGGAGUCGCAGUGGGAAGCGGAAGCCAUUGGCAAGGAGGGGAUGCUGGACUCUGUGAGAAGCUGUGAGUGCCCGUUCACUUCCUUACCAAGUCUUGGCUGGGUUCUGUUGGCGUUCUUUAUUCAUAGACUCAUAGAACUGUGGGUCCCCGAAGGGGUGUCUAGUCCAACCCCUGCAGUGCAGGAGUCUCAGCUAAACAAUCCCUUACUGUAUUUCAUAGAAUCCUAGAAUGGUAGAGUUGGAAGGGAGCACAAGGGUCAUCUAGUCCAACCCCCUGCAGUGCAGGAAUCUUUCACUCAACCUGGGGUGCAAACCCAUGAUCCUGGGAUUAGGAGUCUCGUGCUUUACCGACUGAGCUCUUCCUCAGGGUUAUCAUAAAAUUCUUGCCUCCCAAAGCAUUUCACAGCAGAUAUUUAUACUUUAAAAACCAGAAAGUGACCAUCCAUGGCUACUAACCCUGACGGCUUUGUUCUGCCUCCUGCUGGCUACCUUUUACCUCCACGCCCAGAGGCAGGAAACACUUCUGAAUCCUAAUUGUUGGAAACUGCAGGAGAGGAAAGUUGCCCUUGUGCUCAGAUCCUGCUCGUGGUCUCCCCACGGGAAUCUGGCUGACCCCUGUGAGAGCAGGAUGCUGGCCUCAGUGACGGGACACGGGUCAGAUCCAGAUGUAGGUCUCUUCUUGCAUACUUUCAUGCAGGACCAAUUUUCAUUUUUGUAUAGCUGUUCCCGAAAGCAAGCCAGAACGAAGGCUCAGUAAAGGCCAGGCAUCCUCUCGCCUCCCUGGGAGAUUUGUACAAGCAAAUUGGGGCGAAUGCUGGACUGAGCAGGCCUGGCGCCCGCUGGGACUUGCAGGGAGGCAGCCAGAGUUCAUGAGAGGUGGAGCUGGCUAAUUCUAGCUUUGAGUCUACAAGGGGCAGCACUCAUAGAGUUGUAGCAUUGUAGCUGUAGCAUCACAAGUGAAACAUCCUGGACAGCAGGCCACUGAGACUAAAGAGGAGGCUGACCACCAUGGCCACGUACCUGGGCUAGUUGGAAAGUAAGAAAAGAGGCAGGUGUAGGCUGACCGAGAGUGGCGAGGCAGUGUGCCCUUCGCCCAAAUGGCCUCCGCCGAGCAGGUGAGCCCUGGGGGAGCCCAGAGAGACACAGAGCUGCAAUCCUGCAGCCCAGCCCAGUCUCCCCACUUCCGGGUUCUGGCCCUGCCUGCCUCCUGGUGCCUGCGACCACCGACGCCUGCCCUCCCAAGCGAAUCUGCAGGCCGGUUUCGAAAAACAAAGUUCCCCCAUCCCUGCUGCAGGUCAUCUGGGGUGAACAGUUUGCACAUGCGCACAUGUGCUAUUUUGAGUGGAAGGGAAUGGGGUCAAGCGCCUCGUGCAGGUGUGCAAACGAUACUUUUAUUUUGCUUAAAGUCUCAGUUGAGGGUUGAGUCUGCAGACUUCAUAAGAUGAAAGCAGGGGUUGCCCAGCCCCCCCCCCAGUAAGCAGGACUAAUUUUUCCAUUGCAGGGGGGCUGGGUGUGUGGAGAGGGAGAGUAGGGUGGGCAGAUUGUGUGUGGGGGUGUAUGUGUGUUACUAUAUAGACAAAAACUAUAGGAAUGGCAGAGCCCCCAUUUCAGUGUUCUGCUGUGCUAAGUGGAGUGGAGCAAAAUCCUCAUGGGGGAGCAGAUCAGACACAGCAGGGCUGUCUGUGAGGUUUCGGGGGGGGGGGAGGUGGCCGCAUAGUUCCUCCUUCCCAGGGAGGCAGGAGAUCUUUAUGUGUGUCUCCUUCCAGCUUGGGUGGGGUCUGCAAGUCACCCCUCCCCUCUUCCCCUUUUGAGCUUGGCUGGUUAAUUGGAAUUAACUGCCCUGUUGGUCCUCUCUCCCCACACUUUCUUUCCCGCAGCUGGGCCUCAGGAGCAUUGGUCGUCCCCAGGGGAAGAAGGGGCAAAGAGACCUUUUCUUCUCCCUGCCAAAUGGCCUGGAAACUAUAAAGCCUGGGAGCAGGGGCCGUGUCUGUCCACCCAGGCAUUUGCACGCUUAUUGAAUCCGGGGGGCGGGGGGGGCGGGGAGUCCUCACUCUGUUUUGCCCAGGGGGGUGGGGGGCAGGCAGGUGUCCAGAAGGACCCAGAGAGACAAUCCUUUGAAGUGGGGGGGGGGGAGGAGGAGAGGGGAAAUGCUUUCCCCAGGAGCAGCCACCAUGCUAGGCAAGCAACAGUAGUGGGGAUUUGCUUUUGUUAUUAUUUCUAUCAAAGCAAAAUGCAUUUUAGUUUGGGGGUGGGGGCAGAAACGCUCAGCCUCACAUUUGACACGGAAAUCUCCCCAGAGGCUCAGAGGGCGCGUUUUAUGAUGAUGAGGAUGGUUUAUCGUUUUAAUCCUUCAUCUUUGCUUGCCGUAAGCUCCUGAGCCUGGGAGAAGUCAAAUGAGGUAGAGGGGGGUCCUGGCUGGCGGCAGGACCUUCAUUCCCGGCCUGAGCUUGUGAAUGGGCUUCCUGGGCUUAGUGAUGUCCCCUUGCCAAGUGGCUGCGUGUCAGUUUCACAAAAACACCCCAGGCUGACUUCUCUGGUUCAUUCCCUAAUCCAACAAGGUGCAACAGUUAAUCACAUAAAGACAUUUGCAUUCUGCAUCGCAGGGGGCUGGACUAAAUGACUCUUAGUGUCCCUUCCACCUCUGCCAUUGCUACUUUCCCCUUCCUCUACAGCAGCCUUCCCUGUCUAUUUGUUUUUGGUUUGGUCACCAUGGGCAGGCAGUAUUCAGUGCCAGUCCUACUCAGAGUGGACUCACUGAAGUUAAUGACGAGGGCUAACUUAGGACCAUUGAUUUCAGUGGGUCUACACUGAGCAGGGCUUAACAGUCCCAUGGCUUUCUUGGCCGGGGUGGUGGUGGUAGGUAGCUAAUACAGACUUAAAAGGGAAGCCUGCUUCAAAACAUUGUUGUGUAAAGACACACCUGCUUAUGGUGAGAGUCAGCCAUGCCCUUGUGCAUGACACUCCGUUCUGUACCCAUUCCUCCUUCAAUGUUCCCACAUUCUGUGAGUUGCAGCCAGGCUCCCCCAGAUGUGCUGUUUUUCCCCCCAGGAUAAUCUUUAUUGGUUUUUUGAUUACAUACUAUACAUACACAUACAGUCAUACCUCGGGUUACAGACGCUUCAGGUUGCGUUUUCUCGGGUACCCAGAAGUACCAGAACGGGUUACUUCUGGGUUUCGGCGGUCGCGCAUGCGCAGAAGUGCUAAAUCGCUCUUUGUGCAUGCACAGAAGCACCAAGCUGCAACCCGCACGUGCGCAGACGUGCCGCUGCAGGUUGCGAAUGCUGUGGGUUGCAAGUGUGCAUCCCGCACGGAUCAUGUUCUCAACCCAAGCGUCCACUAUAUUGCAUUACAUUUUACAUUUAUACUUGCUCCUAGGAGCAGGUGUGCUGUGUUUCAAGGAGGGAACAAAGGGAGGAAGAGGAGAAAAAACCUCCUUCUUGCAGGAAAGCAAGUAUGUCAGGGAGAUCCAUUUGGCCCUGAGCAGAGCAGCUUUCCACAUACAGAGCUGUUCUUGAAAUAAUCAUUUACCCCUUAUUAAACUAAUGAUUAUAAAAUAACAGUUAAAAUUUUGCCUCAAAUUUUACUGCCCACGUCUUGAGCAACAGCGGGGAGCCUCAGGCCCAGGAGUUGGAUGUGGCCCUCCAAGCCUCCCCGUCUGGCCCUCAGGGACUCUCCUGAGCCACAGCCUCCCUGGCCCUGCUUUGCACCUGGCUAGAAUGUGCCCCUGAACUCAGAGCCCCUUCCUUCUCUGGGGAAACUUGCAUUAACUGCUGGGCCUGCUUUCCCCCUGGCUUCGCCCACCACUGACAUGCGGCCUGUAAAAGGUUGCCCAGAAGGGAGCGUGGCCCUCGAGCUAAAGAAGAGUCCCCUGAGAUUGCUGCGUCUGAUUUGAAAGUAGGGAUUUUCGUUUUCAAACAAAGGUGUGGAUUUAUUUGGAUGCUAGUCAGCCUCUUUGUGUUUUCUCUUCUGCAGCCUGUACCUUGCAGUAG